This is a messenger RNA of Miscanthus lutarioriparius, 1224 nucleotides long. The record is from the annotation of a GenBank genome assembly. NCBI's taxonomy places the organism in Eukaryota, Viridiplantae, Streptophyta, Magnoliopsida, Poales, Poaceae.
AUGCUGAGAUUGGUGGGCAUCACGCCAGGAAGCAUGCCUCCUUUCUCAAAAUGUAUCUGGGAGGAAGGUGCUGCCAUCAGAGCAUUUAAACUUGUCGAAAGGGAUGUUUUCCAAGAGGAAGGAAUAGUCCAGCUACUGCAGUCACCUUGCUCUGAUGAACUUGUUGGCUAUAAGAUCCCAGGAACACGUCGGAUCCAAGAUAAUCUUUCCGAUCUCCAUGCUCAGGUUGCAGCAAACCAGAGAGGUAUAUCACUUAUCAAAGAACUGAUAAAUCAGUAUGGCUUGGUCACUGUUCAAUCAUAUAUGAAUCAUGUUCAAAAGAAUGCUGAGGUAGCUGUCAGAGAGAUGCUCAAAACAGUUGCGUCUAGAGUUGCAAAGGAGAAUGGAUCAUGUGUUGUUGAGGAUGAAGAUUAUAUGGAUGAUGGCUCUGUCCUUCACUUGAAACUCACCCUUGAUGCUAUUAAAGGUGAAGCUACAAUUGACUUUGAGGGUACCAGUCCUGAGGUCUAUGGCAACUGGAAUGCUCCUGAAGCAGUUACAACAGCUGCUGUCAUAUACUGCCUACGGUUACGGUGCUUGGUGGAUGUCGAUAUACCGCUAAAUCAAGGCUGCCUAGCACCUGUGAAGAUCCUCAUUCCUAAAGGCUCUUUCCUCUCACCAAGUGACAAGGCUGCUGUUGUUGGUGGCAAUGUGCUAACGUCUCAGAGAGUGACUGAUGUUAUCCUAAUGGCGUUUCAAGCCUGUGCCUGCUCUCAGGGCUGCAUGAACAAUUUGACCUUUGGGGACGACACCUUUGGUUACUAUGAGACCAUUGGAGGUGGAUGUGGAGCUGGGCCAACCUGGGAUGGCACUAGUGGUGUUCAAUGUCACAUGACAAACACAAGGAUGACUGACCCUGAGAUCUUUGAGCAGCGGUACCCUGUUCUUUUGCACACAUUUAGCAUCAGGGAGAACAGUGGAGGUUCUGGUUUACACAGAGGUGGUGAUGGCCUUGUGAGGGAGAUUGAAUUCCGGCGGCCUAUUGUUGUGAGCAUUCUAUCCGAGAGACGGGUGCAUGCUCCCAGGGGACUAAAAGGAGGACGAGAUGGAGCUCGUGGUGCAAACUUUUUAGUCAGAAAAGAUGGUAGAAAGAUUUACCUCGGAGGAAAGAACACUGUAACGGUUAGUGCUGGUGACAUUCUCCAGAUUUUCACGCCUGGUGGCGGUGGCUUUGGCUCUCCUUGA